This is a messenger RNA of Sciurus carolinensis (gray squirrel), 3741 nucleotides long. RefSeq names its product nudix hydrolase 7 (gene Nudt7). Gene Ontology annotation, molecular function: coenzyme A diphosphatase activity; magnesium ion binding; acetyl-CoA hydrolase activity. Bases 36 to 806 code for a protein of 256 amino acids. The record is from RefSeq and is a predicted model, not a curated record. NCBI's taxonomy places the organism in Eukaryota, Metazoa, Chordata, Mammalia, Rodentia, Sciuridae. Gene Ontology annotation, biological process: nucleoside diphosphate metabolic process; coenzyme A catabolic process. The transcript has 4 exons.
CCGAAGCCAGCCCAGGGGCCCGGGACGCUCUGCGCAUGCGAGGCCGGCGGAUCCCCGCCCCAGUCCCCAAUUGGAAACAAACCUUCUGCAGGACGAUGUCCGGGCGUCGUCAGCUUCAGGAGACCGUCAGAAACAAUUUGAUAGACGAUGCUAAAGCCCGCUUGAAAAAGCUUGAUGUUGGGACCAAAUAUGAUCACUUAUCAUGUCACAAAUACUCCAUCCUUUUACCAUUGUUGGCUAAGGAAAGGAAACUUCACCUGCUAUUCACCCGCCGGUCAGAGAAGCUGAGAAGGUCACCUGGAGAAGUCUGCUUCCCUGGAGGAAAGAGGGAUCCCACGGACCUGGAUGACGUAGGCACAGCUCUCCGGGAAGCCCAGGAGGAAGUGGGGCUGUGUCCUCAUCAAGUGGAGGUCGUCUGCCGCCUGGUGCCUUAUCUGCUCGAUAAAGAUACAUUGGUAACCCCAGUGGUGGGCUUUGUAGACCACAGCUUCCAGCCCCAGCCUAACCCUGACGAAGUCAAAGACGUGUUCCUGGUGCCUCUGGACUACUUCCUGCAUCCACAGGUCCACUCCCAGAAGUACGUCACGCACUUUGGCCAUGGUUUUGUUUUCCAUUGCUUUGAGUACACAAGUCCCGAAGAUGGUGUGACCUACCUGAUCCGGGGGAUGACUGCAAAGCUUGCUAUACUGGUUGCCUUAGUUAUUUUGGGGAAAAAACCUACCUUUGAGAUAGAAUUUAAUCUUGAUGAUGUCAUAGCAUCUUGUGAAAAGGCCUUCCUUCGUAAACAUGCUACGAGCAAGCUGUGACUCAUGAGAUCCAAAACCAAAACUACCCAGAGGUCUCGGUGGUGAGCUUAUGCACAAAGCAUCAGUAACACCAGGUACGGGGAUCCAAUAGGUGUGGACGUUUUUCCUGCAUAGGAAGGUAAAAAUCUUGCCUUUUUUCCCAGUUGAUUUCUAUUAUAUGGCAGAGCAGAAGUCUUCCAAAAGUAGAAAAGUGUAUUUACAGUGUUAUAUAAUUUCCCCCACAAUAUGCUAAUGCUUUCCACUCGCUUAAGAAAGAGGAUCUGCCACAUAAUAAGCACCUGAUCAAUAUGCGGCCAUGUGGCAUUUAUCUUCUGUGUAAGGCAGUGUCCUUUUGAGUCUGUUGUUAGGUGUGACUGAAGCUUCUGACGGCCAUCGGCACCUGCCCGUCCUCUCCUCCACGGCAGGCACCCCAGGUGGCAGCAGCAGUCCCCAGGAUCCCUGCCUUUAAGUGGGCCUUGGGAUUUUGUCGAGGCCAGGAGGAUGGAGGUGGACGUUGACCUUGCAGGUCGUCUCCAGCGUAAUUGACAAGCCGUUUUCCCCAGGUUCACUCUUUCUCCUCCACGAGCUGCUCUGUGGGCUUCUCUGCAACCCAGUCUGGACCACGUAGAUGAGGAAAACUCCAGGGGCAAUGGCAGAACUAAAAGAUGAUCAGAGCUCGGCUCUUCAGUGGCUCUUGGGAGCGAAGUGCUCUUCCAACCCAGGCCGUUCCUUGGGAUGUGUUACAGGAGAGAAGACUAAAAUUCUGUCAUCUCUCUGCCACUGGAAUGGGGUCCCUUUUUCAUAUGCUUGCUGUAACACUAAGUAUUAUUCUGUAAGUCUUGAAUUUGGCUAGGUGGACAUUUGCCAAAGCUUGCGGUGUUUGUUGCCAACAGCACUUGGCACUCCAGUCUGACUCCUGGUAUGGAGGUUCUGUGAUGUGCAUAUACAAUGCCUGGCGGGCCUGGGUGCAGCAUCAGCCAAAGGAAAUGGGGAAACUUGAGAAGCCCGUACGCCUACUGAUGGGGAGAGGGAACCAUCUACAUCUCAUGAUGAUGAGGACAGAAAAACCCUGAUUUCAAACCCAGGCCCCAAAGUGAAAGUCGGAAAGACAGACAUUCCGAAUGGAGUGCCUUGAGCUCUCCUCUGCUGUGGGCCUCUCCGCAAGCCGUGCUUUGCCGUCGGCAGGACCGCCUUUGCUUAACCCUGACGCUGACGGUGCUGCGCGAGGGCAGAGAGCCCAGCGAGUAAAGCCACAUCACCAUGUCUGACCGGCAGAGUCACACCUUGCUGAGGGUUAUUUAAUUUUUAGAAAGCCAAAGCAUUUUUAAGUAAGACUUCACUGUUGCUGAAACUGCGAUGCCCACGCUCAGUCCAUCAAUCUGCCCUGCAGCUGCCCAUAGCUGCUGAGUUUUUAUUUUCUGAAAGUUGGCAGAGGCAAACACCCAUUCCCCUGCUCUAUACCCAUAAAUGUUUAAACGGCACAAAUCUGGCUGCAGCUUUGAAAGAUGGUGGGUUGUCACCCCCAUUAAUGUUCUGUAACCAGCCCUUCCUGAACAGCCCAAACUGUUUCUGAACGAUUGCUGAGGCAUUUGCAAAUGUGUAUUUACAGUCUGACAGUGGCAUAAUUGCUGGGUGGAUGGCUGACCUCUCUGGCAACACAGAAAGCCACCCUUCCAAACUGUUUAUUUACAUGAACUGCACAGACCUGCCUGGUUUCUGAGAGGUGGCUCAGUGACGUCUGCAGUCUGAGCGACGCCUGCAGGGCUGGACACUUAGCAGCGGAGGCAUUAUCUCCCCUCUUUCUUUUUAGUAGUGUGUUUUACGACAUCUGUGUUCAAAGCUUUAAUGAAACAACAAAUCUAGAUCAAAUGAAAGGAGAAGUUACGUGCAAGGUGCAGAUCUCAGGGAGUCUACAAAGCCACUGAGCAAAUCAGCCCUAAGGACAGCAGUGGAAGCAAAUGCAGCUACUACCUCAAAACCAAGAGGUCACAGACCUUCUUUUUGCAUCCUGCCAUUGUCUGUUAGAAUUGCUGGAUCAGACAGAAGAGCCACGGAAACUCAGUGAAUUCGUUGCCUUAGUCCCCAGUUCCUUGGAAAAGACUCCCUCUGGCUUACCGUGGGUCACCUGGCCAGUUUCCAGUAACCUGGGAGGCCUUUCAAGGGUGAGGGUCACUGUGUGCUAGUCAGACAACUCAAAGCAUCUUCUUCUAGUCCCCAGUUUUGUAAUGGAUCCUGUGAUCCAGAUCCUCAGCUCUCUCGGCAGCCCCAGAGUGUUGGUAAAGAAGUAGAGCCCUGAGCCUGGAAUCAGUAUGCUUAGGUGUGAGAACUAGCUCCGGCAUCUUCUGUUCUGUGACCUUAAGCAAGCUGUCCAUCCUCUGUAGGCCUGCAUUUCCUCUUUGGUAACUUGUAGAAAUGAACUUUCUCUCUGGGACUGUCAGGGGAUUCAGUGAGUUAACCCAUGUGAUGCUUUCACUUAAAGCACUGCCAAGUGCUCAGAACAGUGCUUGGGAAGUAAGAAGGGUAAUUUCCUGUUACCUCCUAAUUAUGGUAUUAUUGUAACUCUAUCACAACUGCAUCAUUUUCCCACUAGGGGUUCUAGAACUUUCUCAGGUUACAGAGCCCUUGACAUCUCAGUAAUUUUUUUAGGGCACAUCAAGGUCAAAAGAGACACCUAACAAUUUUGUUUAUUAUAUAGUUAAAUCCAAAUAACUUAAUCAAUGUUUAUCUCCUACUAACCUGUAAGCCAUUUGAAAAGAUGCAGAGAAAGGAAAAUAUUGUUUUCGUUUCAGUCUUAACCACGAUUGCUUACUGAUGGGUGUGUGCAUCUGCUGGGCUUAGAAGUAAAUACGAGAGUCAAUAAAAGCAGUCAGAUGAUAGGAUAAGUCACAAAAAGAGGAACCCUAACUCAGAUUUGGGACACAGGGAAAACAUCCGGGAAGAGCCAGUGUCUGAACUG